GUAACUUUUUUCCUUCUUUAUGGAUUUUUUUUCUCUUUAUCGCCUUGAGUCUAGAUAAAAAAAAAAAAGGAUAUGUAACAAAAGAUGAAUUAAUUUCUGCUGUCAAAGAUGUUAACAUGUAUGUACAUGUUACGCUUCUGUUGUACUUCACGAAAAUGAAAUAAAAAAUUAACUCAUAACAUCAGUCAAUUUUGCGUUUUAACUGAAUUAACUUAUACACAAAAUGAUUUUUUAAAUUUACGUUACGGUAAUAUCGCAAAUCGCGAAAAAAACACUACACAUCUCGCGUAACUCUUGCGAUUGACCGACUGAUAUUUAUUGCGAUCGGUUCGUAUAAAAAUUCACCAGUAUAUUUAAACAUUUAAUCCAUAAAAGAGACGCGCGAUGAUGUCGUCACUCGGACAGUGCGGCAUCUGAAUAUUGAGUGAAAACAAAAAUGGGAUAUUGUUCGUGGGGAGACGUAAAACCGGCGUGUAAUUCUGAAGAGGAGGGUUAUGAGAAUCAUCGAGAUACGUCUGGAAUCGGAGAGAAAAGAAGAAGUGGUCAAGUUUCCGGUAUUUUUGAACAAAACGUGAGCAAAGCACAGAACAACAAAUCACAUUCGCCUUCAACUCUAGCUCUGUCGAGAUCGAGCGAUGUCGAUUGGCAGUUUUGGGCCGAGGACGAGCUUAGCAAUACGGAAUCGCGACAGAGAUUAACAACGAGACGGAAACGCCGUCGCAGCAUAUCCUAUAGAAAUCGCGCUGCAAAUAGAAGUCGAUCUCGCGCUCCUAAUUCUUCGAGUUCCAGCUCAAGUUCGAGCAUUCACGCUUCUUCGCCUACAGUUCGCAAAACACGAAGACACUGUCGAUGUCGAGCAAGAUCUGAGAAAACGAGAGAACAAUUUGUCAAUAGGGAAAUACCAAGUGCGAGCAUCGGAGAAGCGACUUGUACAGCGAACAACGUCGUCGUCGCGAAAUGUGAAAUUCCAUCUACGUCUGGUCAAAAAUUGACUGAUGCGUGUUUCAAGAGUCCUCGGACAGUUUUAUUAUCCACCAAUCACUAUGAACAAACAGAUGACACAGAACAGGAUGUCCGACAAGAUAAAAACACUUUAUCCAAAAAGAAAUAA
Messenger RNA from Pseudomyrmex gracilis, 1111 nucleotides. RefSeq lists its product as uncharacterized. The coding region runs from base 437 to 1111 and encodes 224 amino acids. The record is from RefSeq and is a predicted model, not a curated record. The transcript is spliced from 3 exons. Lineage: Eukaryota; Metazoa; Arthropoda; Insecta; Hymenoptera; Formicidae.